UGAAUUUUUAAAAGUACUGUUGCCAAUUUUGAUUCAAAAAUGCUCAAUCGUUGAAAACAAUCUCCUUAGUGGUGGCUAGUUUAUCUUUUAUUUUCGAAAAAAAAAAUACAACGAACAAAGAUCGAGAUUCAUCGAUAUCAUUAUAUUUCCAAAAUACGUGACAAAUUUGUCAAAAAACCUAAACUAAUUUAAUGUCUUAAACAUGCUAUAAUAUAAUGAUCGAUCAGUUCAUUGUAAACUAUGUCUAUUAAUUGUUCUAUAUAAGUCACGUUUGAAUUCAACAUGCUAUUGUCGAUUUGAUUAUAAUUGAUCCAACUUGAAUCCAAUAAAUGCAUAGGAGGGAUUUUAUUCGCAGCUGUUAUGUUUAUGAAAUACAAAAAGUAUAAUAAAUAAAGUGACAAAGAAGUUGUAAAAGGUUAAAAUGCAUUCUGUUACUAAACUGAUCUUAGUGUUGCAUUUGCUUCCAAGAGCAAUCGUUGGUAUCGAUCUAACGUGUGAAAGCGUUAAUCCUUUGAUACCAUCUGAUGUGACUUGCGUUUGUAAAAACGCACCGGGAACAGACAUCGACUGGUUGAUUGAUGAUGGCUUUAAUUCGAACUGUGUAUUGUCUUCAAUAUGCGCACCCCAGUACAGUGGGUACCGAUACUCGAUGAACAUGACUGAAAAUGUUUAUAAGAUGACAAUAAAUUCAUAUAAUUAUUCUGACUGCACAACAAUUGCCUGCAAAGACCCGAGUGAUGGAAGCAUAAUGCGGUCGAUAGUACCUUCUUCUAUAAUUUUCGAUACGACUUUCCCAACAUCAAUGACAGAGCCAGGGUCGAACAAUAGCAACGGAACUAUUUCUGUAACAACUGGUUGUAUUUCUGGUUUCUCGGACGUGGAGUCUGAUUGGUAUAUCAUUGUAGACGGAUUGGAAGAAAAAUAUGAUACAAGCUUUUUCAACAAAACAGACCACACCUCGUGUUUAAAUUGCGACACUGAUGUUAAUGGACAGAGAACAAUUGGAAUUGAGCAUAGUGAGGCAUCUGGAUAUGAAACUAAAACCGGUCGUUUUAAAGUGAACUUGUAUCAUGAGCCGACAAAUUUGCAACUAACGUUAACAUCAAGAUAUUAUUACACAGUUAAAGGUGAGUUCAAGUUUGAUCACUACACACAAAUACGAUUGCUUUGUGCUUUUGUGUCUGCAAUAUAACUCGAUCAAUAAUAAGAUGAACAAAUAACUCAAUAACUCUAUAUAGGCGUUAUAUUUGUCUAUGUCGCUCAGAAGGGCAAUUAAUAAAAAAACUUCUUUUUUUCACUUUCAUAUCUUACGAUAAUGCUCCCAUACAUGGAGCAUCCGCGCACGUAUU
Molecule: messenger RNA, 1349 nt
Organism: Ruditapes philippinarum (Manila clam)
Lineage: Eukaryota; Metazoa; Mollusca; Bivalvia; Venerida; Veneridae
Exons: 5
Coding region: 422-1192 (256 amino acids)
Source: RefSeq, a predicted model, not a curated record